GACAGAAUGUGCAUCAGAUGUUUUGGAUUUGUUCUCCUGAUUUGGUUUCCUGGUGUGCUACAUGCACAAAGUGCAACACAGUCCUGCAGUGCUCCCAGACUGGAUGGUGGUUUCUUUGCCCCAAAACAGGAUACGUACACUCAUGAAACAAGGCUGGCCUAUACCUGCAAUGAAGGACGUAAACCAGUAGUGAGGGGUUGGUGGGCCACAAUCAAAUGUGAAAAUGGCAUAUGGUCUCAUCAGCCACAGUGUAUAGAUGAAACAGCCUGCAUCCCACCAACUAUCCCCAAUGCAAAUUAUAUAAAAAACUCAAAAGGUUGGUAUGAGGAUGGGCACACAUUAAGGAUAACAUGUAACAAAGGAUAUGAACACAAAGAUGGGGUCACAACAGCCUCAUGCAUUAAUGGAAAAUGGCCUUCUGUGCCCAUCUGUGAGAAAGAUCUCUUUCUAUGCAGUGAGCCCCCUAAACUCCCCCAUGCUAUAAUAAUUAAUCAGGGAUACCAGGAGGUGUUUGCUGCAGAUACAGAAGCUCAGUAUGAAUGCGAGGAUGGAUAUACUGCAGAGGGAGCACACACCAAGAAAUCCAUCUUUUGCAUAAAUGGAAACUGGACCGAAGGCCCAACAUGUAGAUCCUCUACCAGCUCUGGCAGUGGACCUUCAUUCAUAACAAUCGACAACUGUGGGACAUACCCAACUGUUCCAAAUGGUGUUGUUGUGCAAGAGGAUCGAAUGUAUUUAAAAUACGAAUGUAAUUCUUUUUACACACAAGUCGGUUUAGACACCGUGGUGUGUCAAAGCGAUGGCACUUGGUCACAAGCACCCGUCUGCAAAGAGAUCUUGCCCAGUAAUUUCACCAAGGGAAUGACUGCUGCCUGGUGGAUCACUCACCACUGA
This is a messenger RNA of Toxotes jaculatrix (banded archerfish), 894 nucleotides long. RefSeq names its product complement factor H-like. NCBI's taxonomy places the organism in Eukaryota, Metazoa, Chordata, Actinopteri, Toxotidae. The record is from RefSeq and is a predicted model, not a curated record. The transcript has 7 exons. The coding region runs from base 7 to 894 and encodes 295 amino acids.